Messenger RNA from Panonychus citri (citrus red mite), 1996 nucleotides. Its product is annotated as N-acyl-phosphatidylethanolamine-hydrolyzing phospholipase D-like. Gene Ontology annotation, biological process: N-acylphosphatidylethanolamine metabolic process; N-acylethanolamine metabolic process. Lineage: Eukaryota; Metazoa; Arthropoda; Arachnida; Trombidiformes; Tetranychidae. The record is from RefSeq and is a predicted model, not a curated record. Gene Ontology annotation, cellular component: membrane-bounded organelle; cytoplasm. Gene Ontology annotation, molecular function: N-acylphosphatidylethanolamine-specific phospholipase D activity.
GAUUAACAUCUUUAACCAGUGAAAACAUGAUUAUUAUUAUUAACUGAAUUUACCUUUUGAUUAUUUGAUUGUUCAACUUACCAACUAAUUCAGUUUGAUUGUCCAAUGAGAGUUUAAUUGUAACCAUAACAAUCAGUGAAUUUAUAAUCAACUGAUCAUCUUUUAAUUGUCAAUCUCCAGAAAGUCAAAUUCAUCUUCUCAUAAUGAAAGUGAAACUUUUAAUUUUAUUGAUCCAAUUAACUUCAAUCUCAGCCCAGGGGCUAUUGGCUGUUGGUCAAACAGGUUCACCGUUGAUUGUAAUUAAACCUGUUGCAAAGGAUAACGACCAUUCAAAUAACAAUCAAGUCCAUCUACCCAAAGAUGACAAUCAUGGAGGAUUGAGGCGUGUCAUUAAAUCAUUGCAAUCUGGAUUAUAUCUUGAACCACAGGAUGUUGAUGAUUCUGUCACAAUUUUCAGUAAUCAUCCUGUUUACAGAGAAUCAGUGAUAACCUUACCUGUGAACAAUCAACAACAACAACAACAAAAAACUGUUCUGAGUCCUUUAAGAGGUUUAAUUGGUUCACCUUUACAACAACAAUCGAUUCCUGUUCCAGUUUCUUUUAAUUUGAUUAUUUCUCGUGAUUUACAAACUCCAUCAUCCAUUUCAUCCCAGUUGAAUCUUACAUCAAUGGAAGUUAGUAAAAAGGUUACUCGAAGUGUAUCAGAUGAUUGUCCGAGUUCAAUUGUUAGAGAUAAUCCAGAGAAACAAGUAACCAAAUCGGUUAAAAUUGAUGGAAGGUACAAGAAUCCAUGGGAGACUUGGAACGAAAAUUCAUUCAGAAUUACAAGUUUGAUGAGGUUCAGCAUGGCUCGAGACAAUAGUGCUAUUCCAAAUCAAAAGGAAUUAGAUAAAGUGUUACCUAUUCAGAAGCCGGAGUUUUCUGAAGAAAGUCCAUCUGAUGGUGUUCGAAUCACUUGGAUAGGCCAUUCAACGUUAAUCGCUCAGUUUGAUGGUUUCACUGUGAUGACAGAUCCAAUUUUCAGCUCUCGUGCGAGUCCAAGUCAAUAUUUUGGUCCGCGACGUUAUCGUGAUCCAGCCUGUAGUAUAAAUGAUUUACCCAAAUCUUUAGAUGCUGUUGUCAUCUCACACAAUCAUUAUGAUCAUUUAGACGUAAACUCAAUUAAUAAACUAAAUGAAAGAUAUGGAACAUCACUUUCCUGGUAUGUUCCCAUGGGUUUGAAAAGUUGGUUCAAUUCUUUGGGAAUCAAACACGCUAUCGAAAUGGACUGGUGGGAUGAGACUUGUUAUAACAAAUCGAUUACGAUUGCGUUUACUCCCGCUCAACAUUGGUCCACGGGAAUCACCGAUGAUUUCUCAACUCUCUGGGGUUCGUGGACAUUUAUUGGACCAAGUCAACGAUUUUUCUUCACCGGUGACACUGGUUAUUGUCCAGUUUUCAAAGAGAUCGGCCAAGUUUAUGGACCAUUUACCGUUGCGGCCAUACCAAUAGGCGCUUAUGAGCCAAGAUGGUUCAUGAAAGCUCAACAUGUUGAUCCCGAAGAAGCGGUUCUAAUACAUCAAGACUUAAGAGCGAAAUCAUCAGUUGCCAUUCAUUGGGGUACAUUUGCACUCGCAUUCGAGUUCUUCUUGGAUCCUCCUCUUAAACUCGCCUCCACUCUGGAAAAGCUCAAUUUAUCCAACUCUGAAUUCAUCGCCAUGAAACAUGGAGAAAGCAAAGUUUUCCCCUUAGGUCCAAAGGAAGCUGAUGAAUCAGUUAAUCAAUUUCAACAAUCAGUGAUUGCAAAUCUACAAGAAUCUCCAACAAAUUCAUUCCUCAAUUCAACUUACUUAAACUCUUUCCUUAAUUAUGUUAAUAAUUUCAUCUCAUAAAUUUUAAUCAUCUUUUAAUUAUCAACAAUCUCAAUCUAUUUUUAUCAACUAACAAUUUACAAUUUAACUUAUGUACAAAUAUAUAAACAUUAAUCUCUAAUUAAAGACUUGAUUACUAUUGCUAA